Messenger RNA from Xenopus laevis (African clawed frog), 3868 nucleotides. It is a transcript of the gene cpeb2.S, whose product is annotated as cytoplasmic polyadenylation element-binding protein 2. Bases 373 to 2742 code for a protein of 789 amino acids. The transcript is spliced from 11 exons. The record is from RefSeq and is a predicted model, not a curated record. NCBI's taxonomy places the organism in Eukaryota, Metazoa, Chordata, Amphibia, Anura, Pipidae.
AUGUCACCCCGCAGUCAAGCAGCCGGCAUUAGGAGGAGAGGAGGGGGGCGAAGAGAACACGGGGCACAAGAACUAAGUAAGAGACGCUAUAUAAUAUAUACAUAUUCCUUUAUUUAUAGAUCAGAAGUGCUUCAGCCCUCACUAGUAACAAGCCCCGCUGCAACCUCCUCACCUGCAACACAAGGCAACGAGCAGCUUCGGGUUCUCUAUAUAUAAUAUAUAUGUUUAUUUUUCUUUCCACUUGUACAAUUGUGUAGUCAGAGUAUAUGGAGUGUAUGAGCCAGUAAUAUAUAUAGGGAGAGUUCUAGGAGAAUAGACAGUCGGUGUAUGUGAGGCAAUAUCUCUGAGACAAGAGUCAGACGCAGCCGGUAGAUGGGGGAUUACGGCUUCGGGUUACUACAGGCGGCCAGUGUCUCCUCCAGCAGCGGCGGGGGCAGCCUGUUUGGCGGAGGGACGUUCAGAGGCAGCUCCGGGCAGUUCCCGUCCUCCUCCUCGUCGGGCAGCGGCCUGUUCCUGUCGGCCGGGUAUCAGCAGGUGAUGCAGGAUGAGCUUCUGUUGGGGGUGAGCUGUGGCCCGGGGAACAAGCACAGUAAGAGCGGCCCGAGCCGAGUCUCCCCGCCUGCUCUGCUGCUGCUACAGGAACCGGCCAAGAGGAAGGACUUCAGCCUCCAGGAGGGGGACGCGUUUAGGGAGGAGCUGAAGAAGCCGCAGCCCGGGGAGAUGAAUCAGCAGCCCAGUACUUACCAGAGACACGGAUCCCCGGCGGCAGCAGCAGAGGAACUAGAGAGUCCGGACAAGAACCUGCCUGGCUCCCCCUCCUCCUCCAGCUCCUGCUCGGCCGACGAAGCGCUUGUGGGGGAGUCUCAUGCGGCAACGUCCCCUCCUGCUCUGUCUCAGCAGCACCUGCCGGCCAAGGGCAAGCUCAGUAUGGAGUCACACGGGGGGCACCUCCCCAACCUGUUGGGGGGCCCUUACCCCGGAUCCCCAGAAUUAGCUCCGACCCCCGGGGGAUCCCCCCCUGCCCUGCCCGGCUUUGCUACUCCCUGGUCUGUACAGACUUCGUCUCCUCCCCCGCCGCCCCCAGCACUGCCCCAACAGCAGCACCAACAGCCGACUGUACCGCACCCUGCCGACCCCGACCCCUUCUACCCGGGCAUCCCCUCCUCCAUCAACCCCGCCUUCUUCCAGAGCUUCUCUGCCAACCCCUGCCCAGCAAUCAACGUGCCCGGAUACAACAGCCCCUUCUCGGCUCAGAUCAACAUCCCCCAACAACAGCAGAGCCGGAGAUCCCCUGUCAGCCCCCAGCUCAACCCCCAGCACCACCAACACCACCAGACUGCAGCCUUCCUCCAGCACAGGAACAGCUACAACCACCACCAGCCACUUGUUAAACAGUCCCCGUGGGGUGGCCAUCAAAGCAGUGGUUGGAGCACUGGCAACAUGUCCUGGGGUGGAGUACAUGCUAGAGAUCAUCGCCGCACCCCCAACAUGGGAAUGCCUGGCACCAUGAACCAAAUCUCCCCUCUGAAGAAGCCCUAUUCUGGAAAUGUCAUCGCACCACCCAAGUUCACUCGUUCCACUCCAUCGCUGACACCCAAAUCUUGGAUUGAAGACAACGUUUUUAGAACGGACAACAAUAGCAACACUCUCUUACCCUUACAGGUAAGAAUGGAUCGUGGCCGAAUGUAUGACAGCUUGAAUAUGCACUCGCUGGAAAAUUCCCUCAUUGAAAUAAUGAGAGCCGAACACGAUCCCCUCAAGGGUCGCUUCAGCUAUCCCCAUCCUGGGACUGACAGCCUUCUUAUGUUAAAUGCAAGGAGUUAUGGGAGAAGACGAGGACGCUCUUCCCUGUUCCCUUUAGACGAUGGAUUGCUGGAUGAUGGACAUAAUGACCAAGUUGGGGUUCUGAAUUCUCCCAAUUGCUAUUCUGGACACCAGAAUGGGGAGCAUAUUGAGCGCUUUUCAAGGAAGGUGUUUGUUGGGGGCCUUCCACCAGAUAUUGAUGAAGAUGAGAUCACCGCCAGUUUCAGACGUUUUGGCCCCUUAGUGGUUGAUUGGCCCCAUAAAGCUGAAAGCAAAUCCUACUUUCCACCUAAAGGUUAUGCGUUCCUUCUUUUCCAAGAGGAAAGUUCCGUUCAGGCAUUGAUUGAUGCUUGCAUUGAAGAAGAUGGAAAACUCUAUUUGUGUGUUUCAAGCCCUACCAUCAAGGACAAGCCAGUUCAGAUUCGACCCUGGAACUUGGGUGACAGCGACUUUGUGAUGGACGGUUCGCAGCCUCUUGAUCCCCGGAAGACCAUAUUUGUUGGAGGUGUUCCCCGACCAUUGAGAGCUGUGGAACUAGCUAUGAUCAUGGAUCGCCUCUAUGGAGGAGUUUGUUAUGCGGGAAUUGAUACAGAUCCAGAGCUGAAGUAUCCCAAGGGAGCUGGGCGGGUUGCAUUCUCCAAUCAGCAGAGUUACAUUGCAGCCAUCAGUGCUCGAUUUGUUCAACUUCAACACGGUGACAUUGAUAAAAGAGUGGAGGUGAAGCCAUACGUGUUGGAUGAUCAGCUGUGUGAUGAAUGCCAGGGGGCCCGCUGCGGUGGAAAGUUUGCUCCAUUUUUUUGUGCCAAUGUCACUUGCCUGCAGUAUUAUUGUGAGUUCUGCUGGGCAAAUAUCCACUCUCGUGCCGGCCGGGAAUUCCACAAGCCACUGGUGAAGGAAGGAGCUGACCGGCCUCGUCAGAUCCACUUCCGCUGGAAUUAAGCAUCGUUUUGCCCACUUCUAACUGAGAAAAGGGUGCAUGCGGCUUACUGGUUUUGACAAUAUUUAAGUGCAGAAGAAAUAAGUGCAUUCUUUUGCUCCCCCCCCCCCCCAAGCCCUCAAUACAUGCGUUGUUAUCAGCAGCCAAAACACUAAGCCUCUUGUUUUUCACCAAAACCCUACAUCUCAGGCUUUCUAAUUUUUUGUGAUAUUUUUCAUGUCAAAAUUUUUUUUAUAUAUAUAUUUUUUUCCCAAGUUCUUUUUUUAUAUGUAAUGCUAAACUAGAUAUGGGGAAUGUUUUUUUUUGCAUAGGGGGCAGUCUGCUGCUAUAUUUAUGGGUGAAGCGUGCACUUAUUUCUACACAUGGGUUUUUAACUUCAAGAUCAGCCCCAGUAAUUUACCAAAGGUAGCAAAUAAAUAGUGAAAAUGGAAUAUGUCUGCUACUAAAAAAAAAAAGCUUAUUUUUUAUCGUUGCUAUUUUCAGUGUGUAUGUAAAGUUUAGAAGAAAACAUAUUAGGGUUGAUUUUUUUCUGCUCUCCAUUUUGACUUGCAAGAAAAUAAUACCUCAAGAUAAUUUGAUUUAUUAGCUAUUUUUAAAACCUUUUUAAUCAUAAGCUGUAUAAGCUUUGCUGCUAUAUAGGUGUUGUGUGUAAUGCCACGUAUUAAUACAGGAUUCGAAACGUUUUCAGAUAACUGCAUUGCAGAUAAAAUGCAGCACAAUAUGGCCUAGAGUGCCAUCGUUUUAGAAUGUGAAUUAUGCAUGUUUACCUACGUGUCUACACCAUAUGCAUGCACUAGAACAAUUAAUUAACCACAGAUACGGUAUUGCAGAAAAAAAAAAACUAGGUACAAGUAGCAUGAGUAAAUUAAAAAAAAAAAGCAUAUUUGCAUGCAUUAUUGUGACCAACGUAAGAAAAGAAAAAAAAAUGUGUACAAUAUGCAAAUAUAUUAGUUUUAGAUCCGUAAGUGCAGCCAUUUUUGUGUCCUGGUCCGUAGCGGACUUCAAUUUUUCGAAAAGAUCGGAUGUUAAUAUCGUAAUCCCAGUGCAAUUGUUGUGGCGUGCAGUUCUGAUGCUUGUGACGUCAUGUAGCCUAAAUAAAAGGAAAAAAAAGCAACCACAAAAAAAAAA